AUGACGGAGGAAAAUGAUGACGAGCUCUACGACCCAACAUAUUCUGCUCCCUCUGCUGAGACAUCAAAAGGCCCUGACACCCGAUCUGGCGAGACAAACAUGACCACGACAGAGGAUAAGGGACAAGCACAAGCCCAAGAGGAAGAUGAGGAGGAAGAAGAGGAGGAUGAGGAUGAGGAUGAUUUCAAAAUCAUAACGGAUGGCCGCCCGGAAGCCACAAUUGAGCAACCCUCCCGACAUUCUGUGCUUAGAAAGGAGUCUCUGCGACCGUCAUCGAUGGAAGCAACAAGUACACCUAAAGUUUCUGCUCCAUCUAUCGCCCCAAAAGUUGAAACGGCCACUAUUCCGAACGCCAUAGCCGCGAAACCCACAGUCCCCCAGAAACCGGGUUCAGCGUAUCCUGCCCAACAUACAUCAACUAUCGAUAUCAAUGCAAAUCCCGUCCAUCCUACGACUAGCAAACCUAUACUCUCCACAGAUUUAGACGCCGAUUUCCCCACAGAAAAUGAUAAGCCAUGGCGCAAGCCAGGAUCAGAUAUGACCGACUAUUUCAACUACGGUUUUGAUGAAUUUACUUGGGCAAGUUAUUGCCUGAAACAAGAUACGCUUCGAAAGGAUAUCGUUGACCAGAAGAAGCAAAUGGACGAGAUGCACGCAUUCCUAGGUGCUGGACUACCUGGAAUGCCAGGUCCAAGCCCAGGUCCAGGACCCGGAACUCCAAAUCUCAUGCCCAGCGGAGGCACUUCAGCCCCGGGUCCGGGUCCACCACAAGCCACCGGUCCCCCUCCUCCCGCAAUGCCAGGAAUGGCUCCCGGUAUGCCUGACAUGUCGCAGGAAAUGAUGCAGGGGAUGUUUAACAGCAUGAUGGCACAGGGAUUGGAUCCUGCCUCAAUGGAUCCAAUGACUUUCAUGCAGCAUGCACAGGCAAUGAUGGGAGGCGGCCAGCCCGGCCCGGUUCCGGGUUCGGGUCCGGGCCCUGGUGGUCCGCCGGGUGGCCAACCAGGUUUUGCUGGUCAACCUCCCGGACAGCCUUUCGGUGGCCAACCGCCGAUGGGAUAUGGCGGGUACGAGCAACGGGGUGGAGGAUUUGUUAGAGGAAAGGGCGGACGGCGAUGGUGA
Histoplasma mississippiense is the source of this 1119-nucleotide messenger RNA. RefSeq lists its product with no specific name. Gene Ontology annotation, molecular function: RNA binding. The record is from RefSeq and is a predicted model, not a curated record. The coding region runs from base 1 to 1119 and encodes 372 amino acids. Lineage: Eukaryota; Fungi; Ascomycota; Eurotiomycetes; Onygenales; Ajellomycetaceae. The transcript has 3 exons. Gene Ontology annotation, cellular component: mRNA cleavage and polyadenylation specificity factor complex.